AUGUGGGGGUCGUUAAAUGGACAUGGCACGGUGGUGCAGAUACUGCUCGAUAAAGGAGCUGAUGUCAACGCCCAGGGUGGUGAAUACGGAAAUGCGCUCCAGGCUGCUUGUUUAGAAGGAAACGACAAGAUCGUACAGAUGCUGCUCGACAGGGAAGCUGAUGUCAACGCCCAGGGUGGUCGAUACGGAAACGCGCUCCAGGCUGCCCGUUUAAGAGGACAUGAUAAGAUCGUGCAGAUGCUGCAGCAGCGUCGAGCCAAUCAAUUGACAAUGUCUUCCCAUUUUCCUAAAAGGCUCAAGUCGGCGUCAGACCGAGCGGACGUAUCCUAA
Messenger RNA from Penicillium canariense, 330 nucleotides. Its product is annotated as ankyrin repeat domain-containing protein. Lineage: Eukaryota; Fungi; Ascomycota; Eurotiomycetes; Eurotiales; Aspergillaceae. The transcript has a single exon. Gene Ontology annotation, molecular function: protein binding. The coding region runs from base 1 to 330 and encodes 109 amino acids. The record is from RefSeq and is a predicted model, not a curated record.